CAUAUAUCAACUCAUUCAAUAAUCAUUCUGUCUCAUACUUUGUCAGUGAUAAAAUACCUUGAUCACGUGACAAUAAACAGUGCUGCUAACUCAGUAUCUGUCAAGUUUUCAAAAUAAUUUGUCAAAGUACUGCGAGGGAUGAGACAAUUUUACAUUCGGUGCUUGAGAUAUUCGUGUAAAAUUAAAUGCAAAUAAGGUAGUUUCAAUUAAUCGAUCCCUGUGCUUGUUAAUAUUCCGAUACUUUAUAAAAAAACAAAAAUAUUACAUCUUUCGGUUACGUUGUUUGUCAAAAUGACAUCUAAAACGGAGGUUACUCUGGAACACUUUUAUAUAUUUAAUGGAACGUAUGCAAAGAAAGAAGGGGAGGCAAAGAAAAAAAUUCUUUAUUAUUAUCCAGAAAGAGAUUUAGAUGUUCAGAUUAAAAAUAUAGGACUCAGCGAGGCAAUUAUUAAUUUUGCAAAAUCAUUUAAUCCUGAACAACCUUGCGAUUAUUGUCAUACGCAUAAAACUCGUCAAAUAUAUUAUCAACCAGAAGAAAAUUUUUGGAUGGUUAUGAUUGUUGGAGUACCUUAUAUGUGUAAAGAUAAAGAUGGUAAUAAAUAUAUAGAAUAUCAAAACGAUGAAGUUUCUAGCAGUGUUUGUCAAUCUAUAUUAAAACAGGCAUAUGUUAUGUUCAGAUUAUUCAUGGGCUCGUUUGACACAAUCAUUAACGAACCUGAAUGUGGAUCUAUAACAUUACUAAAACAUAAACUUGAACAUUUUUAUUCGAGAUAUUUAUUAUCCUUGAAAUUAAAUAACAGUGAUAUUUUGGAUGUUUUCCAAGGCUUACAAUUUUUACCUCUUGACAAAAUAACAUUUUUACGAGUACAAUGUUUUAUGAAUCUCAUAGAAGCUAUGUUUUCGCAAGUGAAGUAUACAGCAUUUCUUUAUAAUGAUCAAGUUGUAUGGAGUGGGAUAGAACCUGAAGAUAUGCAAGUAGUUUAUAAUUACUUAGUAGGUACACUUUUACCAGCUCAUCUCGAAAAAGAACUACACGGGGAUUCAAUGCCCAGAAAUUCCCCUUCGCCAUUUACUACUUCGCAUUAUGGAAAAUUCGUCACCGGCCCUUCUAGCGUUAAUGAACCAAGUUUAAUUGGAAAAUCUCCUACAGUGUUUAUAAAUUAUUCUACAAAACCAAUCUCUUUAUAUUUAGUAGUUUAUCGAUCGCUAAGUGCUACCAUUUGUCUUUUUGUUGACAGUAAAACAAACUUGUUAAUAGAUUUCUUUAAAAGUCUUGAUGGUUUCCUUGGACCACAAUUGACCACUCUUGUUAGUUCAGUUGCAGAACAAUGUGCCAAACAUGUUAUAAUUACACCUGAGUCUUGUACAAAAUACUUGUAUUUUAAUAAACUUAAUUUAGCAUAUAAGAGUACGAUACAUCUGGAUAAUAGACGAUGUUCUAAUGUACUUACAACACCUGAAGUAUUGAGGGUUAUUACAGACAUAUACAAUGAUACAAACAAGUUAAAAGAAGCUGGUGAAAUUAUUAUAAAAACUAUGAGCGAUUAUUGGGUUAUUGGAAAAUUAUCAAAUUUGAGGGAAUUUUUUGUAGUUAUUCAACAAAAGAGUGCAAGUAUAAUUGAAAUAGAAGAUGAAGUAAAAAAACUUUGUGAGAAACAACUAAAGAGUAUAUUUUUCCACUAGCAAACGUAGUGUCGCGUGCUUUAAAGAUUUAUCAGUCAUUAAUGUCCCAUACUUUUUUGUAUGACAGUUAUAUUGUUUUUUUACUGUUUCAAUCAUGUACAAGCAACGUAUAAUCAAGCAUGUAAGCACUGUAAUUAGAGAAUGUUAUAUAAUUUAUACAUCAAAUUUAAUGUAAAAUAUAAAUUCUGUAUAUACAUAUAUUUUUAAUACAUUCAAAUUGCUUGAA
Messenger RNA from Hylaeus anthracinus, 1909 nucleotides. It is a transcript of the gene Ccz1, whose product is annotated as vacuolar fusion protein CCZ1 homolog. Gene Ontology annotation, biological process: vesicle-mediated transport. Gene Ontology annotation, cellular component: intracellular membrane-bounded organelle; Mon1-Ccz1 complex. The transcript has 10 exons. The coding region runs from base 292 to 1683 and encodes 463 amino acids. The record is from RefSeq and is a predicted model, not a curated record. NCBI's taxonomy places the organism in Eukaryota, Metazoa, Arthropoda, Insecta, Hymenoptera, Colletidae.